AUGAUUGGUGCUGGCGUGAAGGCUGCCAUAACGGACCCUUCCCAUCCCAAUGUUUCGUGGAAGUGGGGCAAGGGGUCCUUUGAUGACCUCGGAAAGACGCAGCUCCCCUUGUGUCACGACUGCCACGUUCGACAGGAGUGGCGGACAGAGCACUGCAACGCGUGCAACAGGUGUGUCUCUGGCUUCGAUCAUCAUUGCAUAUGGUUGAACAAUUGUAUUGGCGAUCAAAAUUAUCGAAGCUUCUGGACUGCCAUGAUCUCGGCAACACUGUUCUUAGGGAUCAUGUGCGUCAGCGGAAUUGUGCUCACCGGGGUGGUCAUCAUGUAUGGCGAGCCAAAGGAGCUGCUAUUGCCUGCCAUCAUCUUUCUAACGCUUUCGAACAUAGCCCUGAUUGUGCCCAUCUCAACAUUGUUGAUCUUCCACCUCGCGCUGGUCUACAACCGGAUGACUACGCUCGAGUACAUCGUGGCGCACUUGGCCUACGACAGGGCACUUGACAGCGCCCAAGAGCCACCGAGCUUCCCUGACGGCAGUAUCUUUGCACCGUUCCCAAGAUGUGUUGAUUGGGUCGUCUUCAGACCUCGUCGGCGGCGCAAGGGCAAGAUCGCUCCGGCACCAGCUCUCUCCGAAAGGCCGCAGAAGCCCGCUGACAAGGUCAAAUUUCCUGCAGCUCCAGCAGAGACUGUUGAGAGCCACGUUGAGGAGCCGAAGCAAAGAGCAUUGGAGGAGGGAUGCCGAACUCCGACAACCCAGCUGGGACCGGAGGAUGCAACAUCGCAGCCAGGCUCAUUGCGCUAG
Molecule: messenger RNA, 798 nt
Organism: Symbiodinium natans
Lineage: Eukaryota; Dinophyceae; Suessiales; Symbiodiniaceae
Source: the annotation of a GenBank genome assembly